AUGCCCGCCACAAGAACGGAAAUCGGACCGCCAGCGGCAUGUACCUGCACAGACUCAGACAGCGGGAUCCUAACAGGGCCCAAGAGCUUCGCCCAGGUCGCAUCCUUGCCGACAGCCACUGGGGAGACGAUCAGCUUCCAGCCCGGCCACACACCAAAGGCCAAAGGCAGCGCGACGGUCACGUCUACCGCAACCGACGGCCAGCUGACGACGAUGACGGAGCCGCUCGCCACCUCCACGGCCACUGCGCCGAGCACAGCUUCCGGAGACCCGGGGCUGUCCAAGGGCGCCAAGGCGGGCAUCGGCGUCGGCGUGGCAGCGCUCGGCAUGGCGGUCGUCUUGCUCAUGGCGUUCCUCUUCGUGCGAUGCCAUCGGAUCCACUCUAAGAAGCAGCCACCGGGAGAGAAGACGGCAUACCACCCCGCCGCGCCCGGGCCGGAUAUGGCCCAGUCGCCGCCGCCGCAGUACGGGAGCCCAGGCAUCUUGUACAACCCGCCGCCGCCGCCGCCGCAUCAUGACGUCUCGGCCUUUGGGUAUCCGGGCUACACUGGCUUCAAGUCGGAGCUCCCCGCCGUGCCGGUCGAGAGCAAGUCCGCGUCUGGGUUCACGUCUGAGCUCCCGGCGGAUAACGGUAUCUCCACUAGCAGGCAUGGCCUCGAUAGGAAUGCUACGCCGUCGAUGCUGUCCAUGCCGGGGUCACCCGGACACCACAGCAUGGUGUCGGGUAUCUCGAGGGCGCCGUCGGUCGCGCCUUCGAUGCACUCUAGCCAGGGGGAUGCGUACAUGAGGUACUCUGUUAGCGGGGAUAUGGCGCCCAUUGCUGAGCUGCAUGGGUGA
Molecule: messenger RNA, 837 nt
Organism: Diaporthe citri
Lineage: Eukaryota; Fungi; Ascomycota; Sordariomycetes; Diaporthales; Diaporthaceae
Exons: 1
Coding region: 1-837 (278 amino acids)
Source: RefSeq, a predicted model, not a curated record